Molecule: messenger RNA, 867 nt
Organism: Triticum turgidum subsp. durum (durum wheat)
Lineage: Eukaryota; Viridiplantae; Streptophyta; Magnoliopsida; Poales; Poaceae
Source: the annotation of a GenBank genome assembly
AUGGGGUGCUCUAAAAGCCUAGUAGCUGGCCUCUUAGCCAUGCUGUUCCUAGCUUGGACCGUCCUAGCCACCGACCCUGAUCCUCUCCAGGACUUCUGUGUCGCCGACCUUGAUGGCAAGACGGUCUCGGUGAACGGGCACCCAUGCAAGCCCAUAUCUGAGGCCGGCGACGACUUCCUCUUCUCGUCCAAGCUGGCCAAGGCUGGCAACACGUCGACCCCGAAUGGCUCGGCCGUGACGGAGCUCGACGUGGCCAAGUGGCCCGGUACGAACACGCUGGGCGUGUCGAUGAACCGCGUGGACUUCGCGCCAGGGGGUACCAAUCCGCCGCACAUCCACCCCCGUGCCACCGAGAUCGGUAUCGUGAUGAAAGGUGAGCUCCUCGUUGGAAUCCUUGGCAGCCUUGACUCUGGGAACAAGCUCUACUCCAGGGUGCUCGACGUGGCCGAGUGGCCCGGUACGAACACGCUGGGCGUGUCGAUGAACCGCGUGGACUUCGCGCCGGGGGGCACCAACCCGCCGCACAUCCACCCCCGCGCCACCGAGAUCGGCAUCGUGAUGAAAGGUGAGCUCCUCGUUGGAAUCCUCGGCAGCCUUGACUCUGGGAACAAGCUCUACUCCAGGGUGGUGCGCGCCGGAGAGACGUUCCUCAUCCCGCGGGGCCUCAUGCACUUCCAGUUCAAUGUCGGGAAGACCGAGGCCUCCAUGGUCGUCUCCUUCAACAGCCAGAACCCCGGCAUCGUCUUCGUGCCACUCACGCUCUUCGGCUCCAAUCCACCCAUCCCAACGCCGGUGCUCACCAAGGCACUCCGGGUGGAGGCCGGGGUCGUGGAACUUCUCAAGUCCAAGUUCGCCGCUGGGUUUUAA